This is a messenger RNA of Owenia fusiformis, 2865 nucleotides long. Lineage: Eukaryota; Metazoa; Annelida; Polychaeta; Sabellida; Oweniidae. The record is from the annotation of a GenBank genome assembly.
UGGAUGUAAAGGACUGCAAUGUCUUCUGGUUGAGUUUUUCUAUCAGUGCACAUCGCAUAAUCAAGACAAUAAUUAAAUGAUAAACAAUUCAAAAAAAUAGAAUUAACACUCUGUGCUCGUAGAGGAAGUCUACAGUAUAAAUAACAACAAAGACUCAAUACGCUUGCAAAAUAACAAAUGUAGAGUAAGAGUUUUACAAGAACUACAUCCCUUCUUCAGAAUAUAUAAAACAUAGGUCUUCUAGUAUGUAACGAAAAUACAGAACAAGAAUAAGUGUAAGACAUACGAGAAUAUACAUAUCCUCACUCACCAGAGAGCAGUUAUAACCAUGAUUUUGCAACGUGGAAAAUUUAGGGCAAUACUAUCAGUAAAGUUGGUGAUAUGUAUUCUGUGCCAAACCAUGCCAAAAUCAGCCGAUACUACAGUGCUGGAUAUGAGACGCGAGCAGUUGACGAUACUAACAAAAAACAUGUUCGUGAAUUACACAUCCGUGACAAAUCUACGACUUGAUAGAAAUCAUAUGACAGAAAUUGAACCUGGUGCAUUUUCCGGUUUGAAUUCAUUGAGAUAUCUACGUUUGGAAAACAAUAAACUUACAAUUUUGAAAUAUGGCAUAUUCAAUAAUCUGACCUCCCUGAGACUGCUUUCUUUUUAUUACAAUAAAAUAACAGAGAUUGAGGAUGAUGUGUUUUUAGGUUUGAAUUCAUUGGAAACUCUAAAUUUGGCUUACAAUAAACUUACAAUUUUGAGAGAUGGGAUAUUCAAUAAUCUGACCUCCCUGAAAAAGCUCCAUCUUUCUAAAAAUGAAAUAACAGAGAUUGGGGAUGAUGUGUUUUCUGGUGUAAAAUCAUUGCAAUAUCUAUAUUUGGGUGGUAAUAAGCGUGCUAUUUUGAGAGAUGGCAUUUUCAAUAAUCUGACAUCCCUGAUACUACUCAAUCUUAAUAAUUAUGAAUUAACAGAGAUUAAAGGUGGUGUGUUUUCCGGUUUGAAUUCAUUGCAAUAUCUACAUUUGAAUAACAAUAAAUUAAAAAUGUUGAGAGAUGGCAUAUUCAAUAAUCUUACCUCUCUGAUAGGGCUCUAUCUUGGUUAUAAUGAAAUAACAGAGUUUAAGGGUGAUGUGUAUUCUGGUUUGAACUCAUUGCAACAUAUAAGUUUGGCUAGCAAUAACUUUACAAUUUUAAGAGAUGGGAUAUUCAUUAAUCUAACCUCCCUGGUAUGGCUCUAUCUUCAUAUUAAUGAAAUAAGAGAAAUUGAGGAUGAUGUGUUUUCCGGUUUGAAUUCACUGCAAAUUCUACAUUUGGGUGACAAUAAACUAACAAUUUUAAGAGAUGGCAUAUUCAAUAAUCUGACAUCCCUGAUACAGCUCAAUCUUCAUUACAAUGAAAUAACAGAAAUUGAGGGUGAUGUGUUUUCUGGCUUAAAUUCUUUGCAAUUUCUAAAUUUGGGUGGUAAUAAACUUACAAUUUUGAGAGAUGGCAUAUUCAAUGGGCUGACCUCCAUGGUGAAGCUCUUGCUUUAUAAAAAUGAUAUUACACAGAUUGAGUCAGGAUCAUUAACGAACCUUUAUAAUCUUGAAUAUCUUGAUCUUAGAAACAAUGAACUCCAAUCAGUACCAAGAGAUAUAUGUAGAUACAUGCCAAAAUUGACAAAAUUAUACUUGAUUGGAAAUAACAUUUCCACUAUAACAACUCAAAACCUUGAUAACAUCCAGGCAAUAAAGGAGUAUUGUGUUGCAACAAAUGAAUCGAUUCAAACAACACAAGAAUCGAUACAAACAACACAAGAAUCAAAACUGGUAACACAAGAAUCUAGACAAACAACUCAAAAAUUAACGCAAACAACACAGGAAUCUACCCAGGCAACAAAGUCAACUACCCAAACAAAUGAACCAUUCCCCCUUUCAUUUGAGAUUGGUUUAGCAUGUGGAAUUUCAGUGUCUGUUGUGUUUGUCAUUAUUCUCGUCUCUGUUAUCAUAUGGAGAAGGAAAACGAACCAAACUCCUAUAAAAUCUUCUGUGGAAAAUAAUCAAGAAUAUGUAAAUGAUGCUUUUAGUGAUAUGGAUAUUGCAAUGAACAGUAAUUCUCAAACAAAUGACACACAUAUAACUGCUGACAAUAACACUUCCGAGUCCACAUUAACGUCACCAUAUGAAAUGAUCAAUACGACUGACUCUGAUUAUGAAAAUACUUAUCAAACAAUUUCAAAUGACACAGAUUCAAACAUCAUUCAUAAUGAGGCAAACCAGGAAUAUGUUAACCAGGCCAUUGUAAAUGAAAGCAGUUCACGUGGAAAAUAUAAUGCGACCGACCAGGAUUAUGAACAUGUGAACUAAACAUCAAGACUGAUAUAGUCCAAGUCAGACCAUACUUGUAUAUAGGGGUUUGAAUAGCAUCAGACAUGAGUCAAUUUUCUCGGUUGUCUUUACCCAAAUCCCCCUUUGCUCUUAGGAAUGUUGCGUCUAAUUCCAUGUCGAGAUUAAACUUUCAAACGAGUUUGCCUACUGUUAGCUGCAUUAUAAACCAUUGCAUAUCUACAUGUACAUGUAAGCCACGUUUCUUUGAAACAGGAGGAUAUCAAAAUAAUGAUAUAUUAUGUAACAAGAUGAUUAUAUGUAUGUAUUUGAGAUAUGCGUACAAUUAUAUAACUUGAAACGAUAAUGCUAAACAAUAUGAUAUCAACAAUGAAACGAAUCUAAAGUUAUGAAAGUUAAAGCCGUAAGUGAGCACAGACUUGGCGUUCUUCAAGUCCAUUAUGUAAGUGCUCACAAUAAACAAAUGUAAUGUAAAAAUGUGCUGUUUAAUUGUAUCAUAGACUUUAAUAAGGUUUUCAUUACUUUAAUGCUGACACGUACAGUAGUUUGUAUUA